AUGAAUUUAGCAUUGAGGCAAGUUCUAAGUGUACGGACUUUUAGGUUAUGUGAAAGGCUUUCACCAAAAAUUUUCCUAACUCCUGUAACAACAUGUCCUAUUAUACAACACCGAAACUACUGCGAAGAUCGAACGGAGUCCAGAAAACUGCCACAGUUGAUGGAGUUCCCUCCAAUCGUGUGGCCAUCCUUUUUUAAAUACAUAAAGAACUGGAUGUUUGCUAACUUUAUCAUCAGACCUUAUUUUGAUCCGGAAUUUAAUCUUAAUGAGUUUAUUGAAGCAUCCAAGCAUGCAGUUCAGGUUGUUUCAGAAUGCCUACAAAAGAGUGAUUUCAAAACAUUGGAAGGGCUAGUUGAAAAGGAUGCUAUUACUGCACUUAAAAAUGCUGUAUCAAAGCUAUCAGUAUCUCAAAGACAGUUGUUGCCUGUUGAUAAAGAGGAUAUUUUUUAUGCUUUUCCUUAUCAGGUAGGUGUAAUGUUCGAUGACUCAGAUAAGCGUUGGGUAGAGAUAACAAUGUGCUAUCAUGUUUUAAAAGGACUGAAACAAAUGCAAGAAACCGGUGACCUGCCCCCCAUUUCAUUAGGCAUUCAGCCGGAGUACCAAGAGAAGAUAUUUAUACUUAACUACCGAUUUAUAAGGGAGUUUACGAAGGGUGUUGAAGACAGUUGGUGGGUUAAUAUUGUGAACCAUUUCCAGCCGCAAUCUAUUGCCAGAUCAUAUUAG
This is a messenger RNA of Parnassius apollo (apollo), 723 nucleotides long. The record is from the annotation of a GenBank genome assembly. Lineage: Eukaryota; Metazoa; Arthropoda; Insecta; Lepidoptera; Papilionidae.